Anguilla anguilla (European eel) is the source of this 3902-nucleotide messenger RNA. It is a transcript of the gene leng9, whose product is annotated as leukocyte receptor cluster (LRC) member 9. The record is from RefSeq and is a predicted model, not a curated record. Gene Ontology annotation, molecular function: metal ion binding. The coding region runs from base 165 to 2024 and encodes 619 amino acids. Lineage: Eukaryota; Metazoa; Chordata; Actinopteri; Anguilliformes; Anguillidae. The transcript has 7 exons.
UAGCUAGCUACUUUGUUAUUGUUACCAACCCCGGAACUGAGUUAGUUUGAUUCUGUAGUCAUCGUGUAGAGUACUCCCAAUCAGAGCAAUAAUACACAGACAAACACAAGAAAAGUGGAAGAGCUGUCCUUUCAAACGGAAAUAACACAACUGCAGUCCAAACUAUGGCCGCAGAGCGUGCAAGUUUGCCCUGCGGGUCAGAUGAGGACCUCAGAACGAGACCACUGGAUGAGCACAUGUCCUCCAACGUGGGAGAAAGCCUGAAUCCUGGAGAAACUGUGGUGGGGCGUGACAACAAGGAAAAGCCACAGGAUGACCUUUCAGGGAACAAUGUUUGUGGACAAGAGGUUGAUGGAGUGGCCAUUUGCCAGUUCUUUUUGCUGGGCAGGUGUCAUUUUGGAAACAAAUGUCGUUUGUCACACAGCCUGCCCCAGUCUGCCUCAAAUGUCCCAGAGAGCAGACAUGACACAGAACAGGAUGCAGGAAACAGAAAGAAGGUUGGAAAGAUGAAGAAAAUGCAGAAGAGAGGGAAAAAUGUGAAGGAAGUGGAGGGAAAAGAAUAUACCAAGAAGCCUCGUAUGCGUACAGCCGAUGAUGUAAUUUCCAGGAUUUUGUGGGAUCCCUCCCUGGAUCCGACCGAUUUCAGUGUGGGGUACCUGGAUCGCUUUCUGGGGGUGUUAGAACGUCCCUUUUCGGAAUUCUCAUGGGACACUGAUAUCUGCAGCUGUGACUACUCAGAGGAGCUGGCUCUUCCCAGACACAGGUUUCAGUAUUUUACCUACAGGGGCCGACGUGUCUGGGACAGGGAGAGCAGGAUGGAUGGGGUUUUUGGCUCUACUGGGGGGCCACUUGAGCCUCCCUUUGCUGCAGGGGGUGAGAAGGAGGAAGGAAAUGUAUCGCAAGAAGCUAGACCACAGGAAUCAGGAGGAGAACUACACGAAACGUGCAACGAACUCCGAGAAGAAAGCACCAGUGGCCAUGCAGGAGAAGCCCAUGAUCAGGACAGCUUUCACAUGCAUCCUGGGGUCGACGAGGAGAAAGAGACAGGAGACCUCUCUCACACAUUGGCUGAGGUAGCAGGAGACCCUCAGAGCAGCCAAAAGUGCUUUCUCAAUGACACCCCGCAGGGCACUCAGACUGCAGGAGUCGAAUCAGAAACGUGUGAAAAGGAAGCAGUUGAUGUCUCUGAGUUGUCUAUGUCGACAGCCCAAAUGUCUGUCUCUGAGAGAGGUAAUGCCAACAGAGAAGGAAGUGAUGGAGAACAGGAGGAGUGGAAAGAGGAAUGGGAAGAGGAAGAAAAAGAACAGUUGUCAUGGCAGCUUUGGUCUUCAUCCAAACAGGGCUCCCGCUCGCCAGUUGAAACCGAGAAACAGAGUCCGGUCUUCAGGGGCGGAGCCAGGUCAGAGCCUCUGGGGCAGCGGCAGAGGCCUAGCAGGGGGAGGCCCACUCACUUCAUCACUUUUCGCGCAGACACGCCCACGUUACUCUCGGGGUUACAAGGCCUCCGGGAGGAGAUCACCUCCCUCUUCCCCUGCUCCGCCCCUCACUGGGUCUCCCCCGAAUCCCUCCACAUCACGCUCAGCCUCCUGGUCCUCUCAGGGCCCGAGGAGGUCAGUACGGCCUGCAAGAUCCUGAGGGAGUUCGCCCAGAAACGCAGCCAGCCGCCGCUCUCCCUCUCCUUCCCGCCAAAGCUGGACCAUUUUGGAGGAAGGGUCCUUUUCCUCACACCACAACCCCUGUCUGGACUUCAGUCUCUAAACAGACCCCUGCAGGAGGUGUACGGCGAGCAGGGCUGGCUUCACAGGGACUCCGUGUCCCCCAAUUACCACCUGACGCUAGCAAAGAUGAAGGGAAAUGAGGGUGAGAGAGUGUUCAAGAGAGUGGUGGACAUGUACAGCGUGGCUCGAUUGAGGGCCAUAGAUUUCGGGAAACUGGUUGUGAAUCAGCUGUGUCUGUGUGUGAACAGCAAAUCCAAGAUGGAGGAUGGUUUUUACGAGACUCUCUGUGUAGUGAACCUCCAGUGAGGAAAUGUGAGAGUGAAAAUGAAUGAACGUGUGGUUGUGUCAGUGAAGGAGCAUGCCAGAAGGGACAGGAGGUUGAGAGGUUGAGGCUGAGGAGUGAUGAGAUUAGUUUACCAAGGUGGAGAAUAGGACCAAAGCACUGGCAUAGCCCAUUUAGUUUGCAUUUUAUUUAGCAUGGCACCUUUUGCAUUGAUGUUUUCAUAGUAGUAUGCCACAUAAAACGUUCCCAAAGCAGGGUGGCUAUGUGGAUUUCAGUGGUGUCUUGAGAUGGAGUCACAGAAUGGUUUGUGAGUCACUGACUGCAAACAAAACUGCGUACCACACAAAAGCUCGUCCAGAUUGGGGGGGGGAGAGCGUUGUCUUUCACUGUGGACAACAGCUUACCUGCAAGUGCCUGGUGAAACGCUGAGGGCCAUUCGAGCAGGAGGAACCCUGAUUAACUUAAACCCACAGUACAGGUAGGAGGGAGUUCCUUUGUCUUCCUGCGUAGUCCUGGUCCCUAAUGAAGGACCUGGAUGAGAAGUUGCAGUUUUGAAGCUGUUGGGCUCAGCCAUGGGGAAGGCUGUUUGCUUGUUUAAAAAAUGAAAUUCACAUCGAUCUACUCUGACACUGAUCUACAAAGUGGCUAUAUUGUGCCACACAAGUCUUUUUGUUAUGCCCUGAAGGUUUGAUUUCCCUUUGUAUGGUGUCAGAUCUGACUCCACAGCUGGGCUGGUUUGGCAGAUCGCGUAGCUUCUCUUUAACGUUCCGCUGCUCUAUCGUUAGCGCUCCCCUAUAGCCUGUUCAGUUUGCGGUUUUGUUGCCGGUAGGAUUAGCUUUCGCAAACACCUCAGCUCUGCCAUGAUAUCACCGCUCCGCACGGUAACACUGCCCAAGGCUGUCUGUGAGGUCAGCGCAGGAGUACUGCUCAGGCUGAUCUUGCGUGCCCUGGGAAAAAAUAACCAUGGAAACGCAAGCUGGCUGGGGGCGUGGUGGUGGGAAGGCAGAAAAAGAUAACAAGUGACUUGGUAAUACAUGGGUUAAGAUAAAUAAUGGAUGGAGCUGCUAAGAGAAUGUGCCUGAAUGUACUAAUUGUGAAGGAAGCAAGGAAGCACUUUUUUCCACUAAUAGCUGCAUACCUCCUUUUCCAUGGGAACCCAUGGGAAUGGCAGCACAGCAUGGAGGGUGGGGAGUGCUGGGUGUCUAAACCAAAGCUUACAGACUCACUUCCCCGCUUAGAUGCUGUUCAUAUCUAUAUGUAUGAACAACUCUCAUGGAAAUUGAAGGAGAAUGAAUCACUAACCAAAUCAAGUCAACUAUCAAAUUUAUUCUUUGAUCUGCCAUAAGAAACAUGCACAUGCACUUUAAUGCACAUGCAUUUUGUUUUAAUUUUGCAAUGAUGUUUCUGAGGUGUUUCUUUGUGGCAGUGUCAUGAAAAGACGCUGAAAAAUGAAUCAUCGAUACCUUAAUAUCCUAAAUGUGCAAUAGCACGUGCUGCACAUUUGAAAACACAACUUGGGACCAACAUCAGUGCGCACAAAAUCUUGGUUUCUGUUUGCUUUAAAUGUUAAUUGACAAAUAUUUAAUAACUCUUUAAGGUGAAUCAAUCUUAGUAAAUCAUUUUUUUAAAAGUAAUUUUUACUGCAGUGGGCGUUAAAUAUGACACUGGUGUCUAAUUAUAAUCAUUUCAUGCAGUCUGAGGGGUAUAGGGGGUUAAAUGAAAUGAUAAAAAUGAUUUGUGAUGUAUCCUGCUUUUAUGUGCUGUAUUAUGUAACUUAAAUGUCCCCUGGUGAAUCAGCCUUGGACAUUAUUGUGUACUGUUAUGUUUGACUUUUAAAAUGGCUAUUUGUAUCAAAUGUUUAAUUAUAUUUUGGAUAUAAAUACAUUUGCACUACUAUCAAA